This is a messenger RNA of Larimichthys crocea (large yellow croaker), 2008 nucleotides long. Its product is annotated as cytochrome P450 2U1. Gene Ontology annotation, biological process: xenobiotic metabolic process. Gene Ontology annotation, molecular function: steroid hydroxylase activity; heme binding; oxidoreductase activity, acting on paired donors, with incorporation or reduction of molecular oxygen, reduced flavin or flavoprotein as one donor, and incorporation of one atom of oxygen. NCBI's taxonomy places the organism in Eukaryota, Metazoa, Chordata, Actinopteri, Sciaenidae. The transcript has 5 exons. The coding region runs from base 121 to 1701 and encodes 526 amino acids. The record is from RefSeq and is a predicted model, not a curated record. Gene Ontology annotation, cellular component: intracellular membrane-bounded organelle; cytoplasm.
AACACAGGAAGAGCGUGAGCAGCGAGCAGCCCGUUAAACACCGGAGUUAUUACAUAUGCAUAUUUGUAUAAAUGGGAUAUUUUCAGCUCACCGCCUUCGGUUUAUUUGCACUUUAACACCAUGGUGUCGCUGCCGUGGCCGGAGAGCAGCUCUGUGCUGUCACAUGUCAACAUUGCAGCGCUGUUAGUUUUCCUCGUUGUGUUUUAUUUAGUUUCUUUUUAUCAGAAACGACGACACCUCGCAGGGAUUCCUCCAGGACCGACCCCGUGGCCGAUAGUCGGCAACUUCGGCGGCUUUCUCAUCCCUGCCUUCAUCCAGAGGAGGUUUGCACAGCAGGCGGACAGCAGGGAGACGAACGCGGUGGUGUUUUUAACGAAACAGGCCGACGUGUAUGGGAAAGUGUACAGCCUGUUCGUAGGCAGUCAGCUGAUGGUUGUGCUUAAUGGUUAUGAAGCGGUGAAGGAUGCUCUCUCAAACCACCCCGAGGUGUUCUCCGACAGGCCAACUAUCCCCGCUGUCACCAUCAUGACUAAACGCAAAGGAAUAGUCUUUGCACCUUACGGUCCAGUCUGGAGAAAGCAACGCAAGUUCUGCCACGCCACACUCCGAAACUUUGGCCUGGGGAGGUUGAGCUUGGAGCCUUGCAUCCUGCAGGGUCUGGCUACCAUCAAAACAGAGCUGCAGAGACUGAACGAGGUGUCUGGUGGUGCCGGAGUGGACCUGGCUCCGCUGAUCAGCACCGCCGUGUCAAACGUCAUCUGCUCGCUGAUCCUGGGUCAGCGCUUCCAUCAUGAAGACCACGAGUUUCGCACCAUGCUGGACCUCAUGGUUCGUGGCCUGGAGAUCUGCAUCAACAGCCCUGCAGUCCUCAUCAACAUCUUUCCACUGCUUUACUAUUUACCUUUUGGGGUCUUCAAGGAGUUACGGCAGGUGGAAGGAGACAUCACAGCGUUUCUGAAGAGGAUUAUAGCAAAUCACCGGGAAACAUUAGAUCCUGCCAACCCGAGGGACCUUACGGAUAUGUACUUAAUAGAGAUGUUGGCACAGCAAUCUGCUGGAGAAGAGGAGAGCAGCUUCACCGAAGAUUAUCUCUUUUACAUAAUAGGAGAUCUCUUCAUCGCCGGCACUGACACCACUACUAAUUCAGUUUUAUGGAUUCUGCUCUACAUGGUCUCACACCCUGAUAUCCAAGACAAGGUCCAGGCAGAGAUUGAUAAAGUGGUAGGCAGACAUCGGGUCCCGUCUUUGACCGAUAAGGGAAGUUUGCCUUUUACUGAAGCCACCAUCAUGGAGGUGCAGAGACUGACUGUAGUGGUGCCUCUGGCUAUUCCUCACAUGGCCUCCGAGACAACAGAGUUCAGAGGCUACACAAUUCCCAAAGGAACAGUUGUUGUGCCCAAUCUGUGGUCUGUCCAUAGAGAUCCCACUGUGUGGGACGACCCAGACACUUUCAACCCAGCACGCUUCUUGGACGAUGAUGGAAAGUUGCUCAGGAAAGAGUGCUUCAUACCAUUUGGGAUUGGUCGCAGGGUGUGUAUGGGUGAACAACUGGCGAAGAUGGAGCUGUUCCUGAUGGUUACCAGCUUACUGCAGGCCUUCAGAUUCAGACUCCCAGAGGGAACACCUCCUAACCUGCAGGGACGAUUCGGCCUGACACUGGCACCCUGCUCAUACUCUGUGUGUGUGAGCCCUCGUGGAUGAAGUGAACUGAGCAGCUUUUCUGUAGAAAGACCAAAGAUGUUUGUCUCCUGGAGAGACAAACUGAAAAUACCUGCUGAAUAUUUAUUUUACUGUAAUGAUGUAUACUACUAAUUUACAGAAAUUAGCACACAUAUGUGUCUUUAUAAGGUCCAGCAUUGAGGCAUUGGAUGAAGAAAGAUUUUAGUUUAAAUAUAUAUUUUCAUACAGACUUGUUCAAAGGAUUAUUGGCAACAUCAAAUCAAAUUUUAUUUGUAUAGCCCAAAGUCACAAAGUACAUUUGCCUCAGAGGGCUUUACAAUCUGUACAG